Molecule: messenger RNA, 2009 nt
Organism: Oryza sativa Japonica Group (Japanese rice)
Lineage: Eukaryota; Viridiplantae; Streptophyta; Magnoliopsida; Poales; Poaceae
Product: phosphatidylinositol 4-phosphate 5-kinase 4
Biological process (GO): phosphatidylinositol phosphate biosynthetic process
Cellular component (GO): plasma membrane
Molecular function (GO): 1-phosphatidylinositol-4-phosphate 5-kinase activity
Source: RefSeq, a predicted model, not a curated record
GGAUGGGGGCACCACGUGCGGCAUUGCGGUGGUGGUGGUGGUGGUGGCGGAGGAGGCCGAGGUGCGGGUGCGGGGGAGGAGGAGGAGGAGGUGGAGGAGGAGGAGGAGGAGGAGGCGGGCCGCAGCGACGGUGAGGGUGGAGGACGCCGGCGAGGUGAGGGGGCUGCCGCCGCCGUCGCCGGCGACGGGGCCGCACGCCGGCGGCGGUAGGUCGCGCGGGGCGCGGCGGCAGGGGGAGACCAUCGCCAAGGGCCACAAGAACUAUGAGCUUAUGCUCAACCUCCAGCUCGGCAUCAGACAUGCAGUAGGAAAACAAGGCCCGAUUACGCUUGAUUUGAAGUCAUCAGCUUUUGACCCAAAGGAGAAAGUAUGGACAAGGUUUCCUCCAGAAGGAUCAAAGUACACCCCUCCUCACAGUUCUUGCGAUUUCAAAUGGAAAGAUUACUGCCCGCAAGUGUUCCGGACACUACGCAAGUUAUUCAAGGUUGAUGCGGCAGAUUAUAUGUUGUCCCUUUGUGGUGAUCAGGCUCUCCGGGAGCUCUCAUCCCCCGGUAAGAGUGGAAGCUUCUUUUAUCUCACGAGCAAUGAUCAGUACAUGAUAAAGACGAUGAAGAAAUCUGAAGUAAAGAUAUUUCUUAAGAUGCUUCGAGCUUACUACAAUCAUGUUCGGUCAUUUGAGAACACUCUAGUCACCAAAUUUUUUGGUCUACAUUGUGUAAAGUUAGCUGGAGCUAACCAAAAGAAGGUUCGUUUCGUCAUCAUGGGAAACUUGUUUUGUUCUGAUUAUUCCAUUCAUAGACGAUUUGAUCUGAAAGGCUCAUCACUUGGACGUACAACUGACAAGCCACAAACAGAAAUUGACGAAUACACUACUUUGAAAGACCUCGAUCUUAACUUUAUCUUUCGAUUGCAAAAACACUGGCACCAAGAGUUCCUAAGACAAGUCGAUAAGGACUGCGACUUUCUUGAGCAAGAGAACAUCAUGGACUACAGUCUUUUGGUGGGUGUACAUUUCAGAGACAAAAGAAAUCUAUUAGCAAGUGAAGGUUCCUUUGAUAGUGAUAGUAGCAGAGCGUCAUCGCCUCACCUGUCUAGAGGAGAUACUGAUCCAAACAGGUUUUCGAAGAUAAAACUUGGGUCCAACAUGCCAACAAGAGCUGAGCUAACAGUACGAAAGAGUGAGUGCGAGCCUCAGAUCAUCGGAGAGCCUACUGGGGAGUUCUACGAUGUUAUACUAUAUUUUGGGAUUAUAGACAUCCUUCAAGACUACGAUAUCAGCAAAAAGCUUGAGCAUGCAUACAAGUCCUUUCAGUAUGACCCAACAUCUAUUUCAGCAGUAGAUCCGAAACAGUAUUCCAGACGCUUCAAAGAUUUUGUGUACAAAGCGUUCCAAGAAGAGAAGAUAGACAUCUGAAAACACAUUGGGACUCCAGAGCUACCGCAGCUGCCGACAUAGAUGCUGGUCAUAUUUCAGCAGGUUUGAUGCCUCUACUUGUAUAUGAUCAAGCAGAAGCCAUCAGGCUGAUCAAGGCCCUGCUUGCAGACCCCCAAGGAAUUCAGAUGGCUCCGAUUGGGACAAUGGUGCUUUUCAAUAAUCUCAGAUUCAACAGUCUUUUCUUCCCCUGAAAAAUAGACACAGCUUCCUAUCUACAGCUACUUUGUUACAAUGGCCAGUCUAGCAUAGCACAUCAAUGCCAAGCUAUGCCUAAAUAUAGCUAUAUACAUGCAUAUAGAAUCCACUAAUGUUAGUGUAGAUGCUGACUUGAAGAUUCAUUCUUUUUUUUGGCACACUUGAAGAUUCAACUUACAGAGAGAAGUUUGUAGUGACAAAGUUCAGAGAUGUAAAUGUUUUAUGAGAUAACAUGUCGCUAUCCUCUUGUUUAUGUGUGUUAUUAACGAGGGCAUAUUCGCCUUAUGUAACUCAUAUGAAUCAUUCUAAAGUCCAUAACUUUAGGAGAUUCUUCACUGUUGAAGUCAAUGGCAUGCAGGAAUAUCUGAGACUGACACCA